GUUUGCCCUAAACCUUUGCCUAGCACUGCCAUCGCGGAGCCAUGUCGUUGGCCGCGUUGCUAAGUCUAGGGCGGAAAGAGGAGCCGAAGCCGCCGCCCGUUGAGAAGCCAAAGCCGGAGAAACCGGUCUCGGAGGCCCCUUCCGCCAGCAUCGUCCAAAAUGAGGAGGAUAGAAAACUUGCCUUAGAGCUGGCAGCAAAGCAGGCCGAUCUGCUGAGUGAAGAGAUGCUGAUCAGAGAGGCCGAAGAGGAAGCAGCCAAGGAACGGGAAAUCGAAGAGGCUGCCAAGGCCGCCGCUGCGCUAGCGCAGAAGCAGAGACUUCAGGCGGCCACCACUGGGGGCAACCCCUUCAGCACGGGCGGUCGCAUGUUUCAGCCGGGUGUCUUUCUGUGUGACGAGAGAUCGGGCUACAAACCCAUGAUGGGUGGGAUGCCCUACAUGCCACCGACGGACUGGCUACCACCUGGGAUGUCGCUGCCCGCAGGUUUUCAAGCGAGUCAGCCGCAGUUUCGACAACUGCAUCCGGCCGCUCUCUGGGGGCAGGAGUUUGCCAGAAUGGCAAUGAAAGCGCCCCCCUACAUGCCAUCGACCUACGCAGCGGAUCCCCCACAGCGGCAGCCCGUGCCGAUUCCGCCCCGCGAUUUCAGAUCGGAGCGAUCACACGAGCGGCAUGGGCAAUGGGAAGGCUCCAACGGCUACGACUAUGGCGAGUGGGGCGACUGGCAAAAAGGUGCCGGUGGCGAAAAGGGAUGGCCUCAGGGAGGCAAAGGAGGC
Cladocopium goreaui is the source of this 773-nucleotide messenger RNA. The record is from the annotation of a GenBank genome assembly. NCBI's taxonomy places the organism in Eukaryota, Dinophyceae, Suessiales, Symbiodiniaceae.